Molecule: messenger RNA, 5601 nt
Organism: Phyllotreta striolata
Lineage: Eukaryota; Metazoa; Arthropoda; Insecta; Coleoptera; Chrysomelidae
Source: the annotation of a GenBank genome assembly
AACAAACCAAACACUAGUUUAUGUUGGCAAAACUGUCAGUAAAUUGUUUGUCUUUUCUUUAUGUUAUGAUAGUUGUCAUUUAAAAACUAAAUGGAAAUUGUUAAUUUAGUACAAAUUUAAACAAAGCUGAUGAAAAAGUCAAGUGCUUGUGACUUGUGACCAAUAUGGGCAAUACUUGUAAUAUGGUUUACCCAAAGGUCAGAAUAUGAAGAGGAAGCUAAAUAAUAUUAGGAUCAUGCAAGGAUCCAGAAAGCUACCUAUUACUGAUCUAAAUCCCUACAUUACUUGCAAAUUAUGUGAUGGUUAUUUUGUUGAUGCUAGUACUAUUAUAGAAUGUUUGCAUACAUUUUGUCGCAGCUGCAUUAUAAAGUAUUUACAAAAAAAUAAAUAUUGUCCAGUAUGUGAUGUACAAGUUCAUAAAUCGAAGCCUCUACUCAAUAUUCGACCAGACAAAACUCUACAAGACAUUGUUUAUAAACUUGUACCAAGAUUAUUUCAAAAUGAAAUGCAAAGGAGGAGAAAAUUUUACGAAAAUCAUCCUGAUGCAAAACCAUCUAAUUUGGAACAAUGUGGUGAAGUGGCUUAUCAAUAUAUUUUGGCACCUGAAGAAAGUAUUUGCCUUACUCUAAAUUAUUAUGGCGCCAAUAAUAAACCAAGGUAUUUGAGGUGUCCUGCUGCUGUUAGUAUGGGUCAUUUGAAGAAACUUAUUCGUGCAAAAUAUGACCUAUCUGAUCAACAUAGAAUCGAUAUUCUUUACAAUCAGGAUUGCCUUAAUUCUUCUUUAACUUUAAUUGAUAUAGCUUAUAUUUAUCUAUGGAAAAGGAAAGGGCCAAUUGAGCUAUCAUACAAAAUUUACGAAAAUACCACGAAAAAACUGAAACUCGAGUCCCUAGACGGACUAGAAGUUAACGGGAUUAACAACAACAUUGGUAACGACAAUGAUAAUAAUAACUGGAAAGAAGUACAGUUGAGGAUAAGCGAAAAUGGUGAAAUGUCAAUAACAGGUAUCCAGGAAUCCAUGGUUUCAGGCUUGUUGGAAGUUGUAAAUAGUGAACCAAAGUACAAAAAUGAAGUAACAACAGCCAAUACAUCAACUACAACUACAUCAGAUCCUCUCUCAACCGCUAGUUUAAACAGUACGCAAAGAUCUGUAAACUCGAUACAAUCUAGUGCAUGCACGUUUACUAUGCCAAUGAUUAGCGAUCAUUUAACCUCUUCCUCGAACAGUUGUGCUACAUUGUCUUCUGGGUGUACAACAACUGUCUUCAGCACUAUCAAUGCUACGAAAUGUAGCACAAAGACGGAUGAAAGUUCGAUUAAUGUGGAGAAAAUUGAAAUUAAAAACGACGAUAAAGGGUUCAAAAGAAAAGCGGAAUGUAACAAUACUAUUGCGGGACCUCCUGUAAAGCAAUCGAAGUCUGGAGUUCUAAUUCAUAGUAAUAUAAGUUUACUUAAUUUAUCCAAUAAUCACCCUUUAAAAAAGUAUUCGAAAAUCAAUCGAAACGGAGAAAACGUAAAGGAAAUAUCUACUACAAAAGCCUCGUUAGAUUCCGUUACAAAAUCCGUCGAAACUAAUUCGAAUUCAAUCAACGCUGAUGAAUUGAAGCAGAAUGUAUCUGAAAAAGCUGAAACUAAAAAGAAUUGUGAAACAAUAACAGUAACCUCAUCUUCAACACCGGCAUCUCAUAGUUUACAACUAAAGACUAUGGUUAGUGAAGCAGGAUUACAAUCCACUUGUUAUCAACCAAAAACCGCAUGUUCGAUCGUGGUCUCCAACUCGAUAUCUACACCUAACAUUUAUUCAAAAAUUACCAACGCUAAAUCUACACCAAUUUUCAAUACAAAAUCGGCUUCAGACGUCUCCGUAUCAUCACAAUCUGCUCAUAAUUUCAAAACUCCUGGUAGUUCCAACACGCAAUCUAAUGCAAUAAUAAAAUCAGUAACAAUUCUAUCCAAACCACAAAGCAUUACAACUUCGAGUCAAUCUACAAUCAAUACGAGCUGUAAACUAACAAGCAGCAGUACUACACAUCUGACUCAUUCUAAUCCUAGCGGAAGUAAAGUGACGAUUACCACGUCGUUUUCUAACACACCGCCAGUUUCUCUACAAUAUACGCAUGAGAGUAAUAUUAAAGCGACAGAUAACGUAGCACCGUCUCAGAAUGCAGCAAAUAAAACUUCAAAUAGCACCACAAAAACGAAAUUGAAUACGCCUAUCGGUUACAAAACACUGCGCGAUCCACCCAAGAGUUGGAACUCUCAAAUCUCCAAAGCUAACUUGAGCAAAUCUAGUCCAGAUCCCAAGUAUCCCAACCUCAAGAACGUUAGGCCUGCUAAAUUCUUCAAAAUUAGAAAUAACAUACCGAGAUACUUAGGCAACCCGGCUUCAGGAGUUAAGCCGAUGUAUCAGGUACACGUUGGACCAGACGGCGAUAAACAGUCUGAAGCCGCAAAGGCCAAAAAAUCUGAAAUCAAGAAGCACUCUAUCGUGAAAAUCGAUCCGAAAACUCUUAAACCCGUUUCGGAAAAAGCGCCGGAAACGACGAGCCUUAGUAAUAAUAAUACAGUACUUCAAACGAGCAACUUAACGAGUCCGAUGGCGCAGCUUUACUCCACUCCCGGCCAGUGCUUGAACACGACGGUUACAACAUCCGGCGGUGAACUGAACGUGCAGACUGAUUUGAAGAUCAAUACAAGUUCGGUGUCGAUCACUAAUCCGCUCAAAUUGCAAUGUUCUUCGCCGAAGAACGAGAGGAAAUCGCCCAAGAGUCCUCAUUCGCCGAAACCGAAGACAUCGACCUCUCCUACUGGCAAUAAAAAGGAUAAUAAGAUUGCUCGAAAUUUCACGCCUCCCAAUCCCUUCGUUCCGAAUAUUCCUACGAAAACAUCGCUGAAUCCCAAUCAAUUUAUCUAUCCGACGUUGCCUCACAGUUUUCCCCCUUACGAUCCCAGAGUUAUGGCCUAUUACAGCCAAUGGUACAGCCAGCGGAUGCCUUUCCCGGCCUCCGUGCUAUCGGGACUCAGCUUGGACCUCAAUCAGCGAAAGAACUUGGAGAAUUUGAUAUCGUCUAGCGGUCCAAACAUGGACGCUUUAGCUGCACAGUUGGUUUUUCAGAUGGCUUCAAGAUCGCUUCCUUCGUUACCUACGAGUAUAUCUCCGAUGAGAAGAUGCCACAAUACACCUCCUGUUUCCGCAAAACAAUCUUCACCGCCUAAAAAAUCUUCGAAAGAACCGAAAUCCGAUAAGAGUCUGGAAACUGUUGUGGAAAAAAUGACCCAAAAUCGCAACAAAACUUCCACUCAAACUCAAAAGGACGUCGAUAGCCCUAAAUUAGCUAAAACUGAGCCUCCUAAACAACCAGUUGUAAAGGAAUCUGAUGAAAAUGCAAAGUUAGAACCAAAAGAAGCGGAACAAAACGAAACUAAAGAAACUGUUGUUAAUAACACUGUACCUUCCAAUAACGAACCAAAAACAGAAAAGACAGAAGAUCAAUCAGAGCAAAAGAAGGAAACGCCAGAAGAAGUGAACACUAAAUCGGAUGCGGUUACGGAAUUACCUGAAAAAGAAAAUUCGAAUACGGAGAAUACAAUGCAAAAGAAGAAAGAGGGAAGCGAAAACGGCGAUAUUUUGAAGAGUAAGGAAAUCAAGGAAAAUGAAGCAGUUAUCGCUGAAGAGACAAAUCAAAUAGAAACUAACGGUAAAGAAUAAGGAAUUACAUUUUAAAAACCUAUUUAUUUAUUUGUUUCAAAUAAUAUCUUAAUUUGUCCGGACGCUUGAAUUAGUGUAAAGGACACUUUUUUGGAAAAAAAGUGCCUGGUUUCCUAAGUACUAUUAACAAAACAAAUAGGUUCUUUGUAUGAUAUACAUAAUGUAAAAUAGCAGCUCUGAGGUGCCUUCGAGAUGAAUUUUUUAUUUUGUAGUAUUUAAGCUUAUGUAUAAAUUUAGUCUUCGAUCAUAAAAAUACUCUCGCUUUUAAACAAAAAUAGUCACACUAGGUCUCUUUCGUUAUUUUGUUUUUAUUCAUAACGACACGAAAAGUUCACAAAACUAUACACAAAUAUUUGCAUCCCUACAAUACAUAAUUUUUUUUUUAUUAAAUUUUACUCGUAAUUUUAGAAAAUUAUUUUUAGUUUUUAUCUUUUUCGUUGAACUUUUUGUAGCGUUUUUUAUUUGAAAUAACCGAAAUAGAACGUGAGUUCACCAAAUUGUAUAAACUACAAUUACAGGGUGUUCCACGACGAGUUAAAACUAUCUGUAUAUAGGAAACUAUUUAUCCGAUUUUAAUAAAAUUUGGUAUGCUUAUGUAGCCCAAUAAGACAAACCUCUUAAAAAUGUACCGGACGUACAUUAUUCCGGAAGUAUGGCGCGACUUUGUUAUUUUGUUAUACUUUGUUAUACUUUAUUCCAAAAACGCACACUUUUCGAGUUAUUUUUUUUAUAAAAAUAUGGAAAUUGUUUCUGAGGGGUGGCUACUAGAAAGAUCAAAUCUAUUUGAACUUGUUUUGAAACACUUUACUUUAUACAGGGUAUGCACAAAAAAUGUGAAUAAAAGUUUCAAUAUCUUCAAAAUUAUUAGAUUUAGGUACAGGGAAGUAAACAUGAACUUCCCUUAUUUUUACUGUUGAUUUCAUUAAAAUAGAAAAUAAUGGGUGGUUCCAUUAAAUUAAAAUGAAGUAAUUUGAUAUUUUUGAAGUUCAACUUUUCACAUUUUUUGUGUAUACCCUGUAUACCAUCAAGAGUUUUUUCAAUAAAAGAUCAAAUACCAUUGUCCUUGCUACCCCUCAGAAACCAUUUUCAUACCUUUAAGGGGAUCCUCAUAAAAAUAAUUUACAAGGGUCUACAUCGAUAUACAUUCUUACAAAAAAAUGAAAAACUCAAAUAGUAUGCAUUUUUGAAAUUUAGUAUUAGACAAAAGUACCCUAAAUUUUUACGUAGAUUUCAAAUAUCUAUUAAUAUACAGGGUGCUCCAUUAAAAAUAACGUACUUCAUGCCUACUUUCGCAUUGCAUAACAUACGAAUACCAAAUUAUAUUUAAAUGGGAUAAGUAUAGUUUUCUAUAUACAGACAUUUUACUCGUCGUGGGACAUUCUGUAUAUUUUUCGGUUUCGGGAUGUAUUUUAUAAAGCUGGUGAUUUCUUUUAACUUUCUACAAUUCGUUUAUGUCUAUUAUGGUGAACUCGAAACACGUUUUAUUAAACGUAACGAAAGUCUUUCUUUUUCAUUUAUUAAAUGUUAAAAUUGCAAACGAGUUGUCCGUUUUUUAAAAAUCGUUUAGAUGUACCUAUAAAAAUAUUUUUAUAAAUGAAUCAACGAUCUUAAUAUGCAAUAAUUUUAGUAAAAAAAUAAUGACGUCUUUUGUUGAGAUAUAAAAUUGUCUUCUCUAUUUUCAGUACGUCUAUUCGUACGGAAAGUUUUCUGUGAUUGUAUAAGUAACACAUAAAAAAUGGACAAUUGCUCAUGAACCUUACAUUUAAAUUUGUUUUUUAGGAUCCACAUUAAUCUAGAAUAAGAUGUUUUUAAUAUUUGAUUGUAAAAUGAAGAUUUUAUUAUUGUACAUUGUAUAUAUGGAGAGCACAGAUUUUAAUAUUAUUUAUAGUUUA